Dermatophagoides pteronyssinus (European house dust mite) is the source of this 2878-nucleotide messenger RNA. RefSeq lists its product as uncharacterized. NCBI's taxonomy places the organism in Eukaryota, Metazoa, Arthropoda, Arachnida, Sarcoptiformes, Pyroglyphidae. The record is from RefSeq and is a predicted model, not a curated record.
CAAAAAAAAAUUAACUAAUUUACAUUGAUUUCAUUGAAUCGAAUGACCAUAUGAAAUCAUCAUAAUGUCUUCAUCAACGACAGUUUCGAAUCCGGUUCCUCCACCGCAACCACCGCCACCAUCUGCAAAUGUUACAACACAACAAACAACAGUAACGAAAAAUGAUUUGAAACAAAUUGGUAUAUGUUUACCAGCAAAUACACCUAUGGAAAUUGCUACUAAUACAGCUAAUACAUCAACAGGCCAAUCAUCAUCAUCAUCAUCAUUAAAUUUAUCAUAUUCAAAUGCAGCAAAAAAUGUUGUUACAAAUAAUACAAAUAAUUUCUAUACAACAGCAACAACAGCCGGCCAAUUUCAAAUGGGAUCAUUAAGUGUUAUGGUAGCCAAAUUGAAUCCAUCAACACGACAACAAACAGUCAUAUUACAACCACGUAUUAAUACAACACGUGGUACAACAUUACAGAUACAGAAUUCUGUACGAAAUUCAACUGGAAAUUCAUUGCCAAAUUCACAGACAAUAUCGACAACAUUUCCAUCAUCAAAUUCAUCAGCAAUUUCUGUACGAACAAGAGUUAUUAGUGGACAAGGAAAUCAUCCAAGUACGACAAUACCAUUGUUAAAUCUUUCAACUGUAGCGGCUGCAUCAUCGGCCGUUGCUACUAGUGUUGGCCCACCAAACAAUAAUACAACAUCAAAUGUAACGACAAAUUCAGUAAAACAGAUGAUUACCGGUCAGAAAUUUAUUACCGCAGGUAAUGUUGAAACGGUAAAUCUAAUGAUUUCGAAUCCGAAUGAAGUUCGUAAUCUGAAAACGAAUGCACAAAAUUCGGAAAUAAAAUCAUUGUAUAAGAUUAAUGGCCCAAAACAAUUAACUGGAUCGUCAACAGCAACUGCUGCAUUGGUUACAGCACAAACAACACCAAAAAUGAUCAGUAUAAAUAAUGCAAGUGGACAUCAAUCAUGUCAAGCAACAGCAACACGUUUUGGAAUUUUAAGCAGUAAUGCUAAUGCUAAAUCAGCUGUAAUAAAUUUGCCAAAAAAUUUUAUUAUAACACCAACAGGUGCUUCCGGUAUCACUAAUAUGGUUAGUAUUAGUUCGGCAAAUUUUCCCGCCAAUCGUAUACCACUUUCAAGACAACAACAUCAUACAGUAACAACAUUAUCGGCUAUUCAUUCAUCCAAUUCAUCGACAUUACCAUCAUCAUCAACAACGACGAUAACAACAACAAAUAUGACAACAAAAUCAACACCAACUACAAUUUAUACGGUGAAUACAGCUAAUCAAAAUGCAACAAAUGUAUUAAAUAAUUCGAAUAUUAUCACAACAUUACAGCCGAUUAUGACUAAUCAUCAACAACAAUCGAAUAAUAAUCAUCAAACAUCGAAUAUUAUAUCAUCAUCAAAUACAACAUCUUCAAUUGCUAUUGCUAAUAUUAAUAAUAAUAAUACAACAGCAACAAAACAAGCAAUGAAUAUUCAAACAAUCAAUAAUAGUAAUAAUUUAUCACCAAUCAAAUCAACGGCAACAAAUUUAUCAUUUCCAAUACAACAUCAUAAUCAAUCAAUAACAACAACACCAAGUUCACCUAGGCCUCGAAUAUUAAGCCGUAAACGUACGAUAAAUGAUUUACCAACAUCGAUUACAAUUAAAUCAAAUAAUAAUAAUAAUAAUUUACAUAAUACAAAUGGAUCGAUAGCAUUUAUUACAUCAUCAUCAUCAUCAUCAUCAUCAAAUGUCAAUCAUCAUUCAACAAUAACAACAACAACAACAAAUCAACAACAUCUUCCAACUAUAAUAACUAAUGAUAAAUCAUUAAUAAAUGUAAACAUUAUUGAUACGAAUAAAAUUGAAUCAAACAACAACAACAACAACAAUAGCAGCAUUACACAGAAUUGUAUCGAAAUUAAUAAUAAUAAUAAUAAUUUUACAUCGAGAAAGAAACCACGUAAACAAUUAUUAGAACCAUUAUCAUCAUCAUCAUCAUCAUUAAAUAAUAGAAAUAAAUUAAAUACAUUAUCAUCAUCAUCAUCUGUUACUAUUAAUCAUCAUCAUCAUCAACAACAACAACAACAAUUAAUUAAUGAUCAACAUAAUAAUAAUAAUCAUCAUCAUUUAUUAAUUAAUCAAAAUAAUAAUAAUAAUAAUCAACAACAACAGCAAAAACAAUUAUGUUUAAAAGAAACGGAUUAUAAAGAUUUAUACGAACAGCAGCAACAACAAACGAAAAUUUCUAUAAAGAAACCAAGAUUAUCGAUUAUAAAUUAUCAUACAAAUGGUAAAUUACCACAAUUUUCAAGCUAUAAUGAUGUAAAACCAAAAAAUGAUAAAAAAUUAACAUUACAAGAUUUAUUGAAUGAUGUACGAAAACAAAAUGAAUGGAAAGAUUUUAUACUAACGGAUCAAUGUAAAAAAUUAGCUGAUGAUGAAGAAUCAUUUACACAGAAACGAUUAGAAUUAUUAUUAACAAAAUUGGAAAAUGAAAUUAGUCCAUUUUCAAAAUGUGCUGCAAUGACAACAUUAUAUGAUGAAAUUGAUAAUAAUAAUCAAUCGCAACAACAAUCGCAACAACAACAACAACAACGAACAUCAACAAAAAUAAAUAUAAUUGAUCGUAAAUGUGUUCGUAUCAAUGAUAUAAUACGUGCAAAUAUACAAAGAUCAAAAGUUUUAUGUGAACAUUUUAUUGAUUGUAAUCAAAUUAUACAACGUUUAACAUAUGAACAUAAAGAUAAAGUUACGAAUCUAUCAAAACGUUUAAAUUGUAAUAUUAAUAAUAAUAAUUCAUCAAAUAAUAAUAAUCAUAAUCAUAAACGUACAAGCAGUAAUAGUUUAAAUAGUGGUUAUUCAAAAUAAAUUUUAUAUAACCAAAAAAAAAAA